Peronospora matthiolae is the source of this 2400-nucleotide messenger RNA. Lineage: Eukaryota; Oomycota; Peronosporomycetes; Peronosporales; Peronosporaceae. The record is from the annotation of a GenBank genome assembly.
AUGCUGCCAGCCUACGAGCGACGCACGGGGCGGAUCAGCAGUCUUCACGAAUUCCAGCAACGUGCCGCUCGCUACAACAGCAACAAUGGCAAUGAGACUCGUGCCAACGACAGGACGCCCAUGUCGGAGCUGCUGAGGGACGAGCACGAGGCCGACGCUUUGGACACGUUCGUUGAAGUCACUCCUACGCAGCGCGACAGUGACGGAUCGGACUCGGCCGAGUCUUUUCGGAAAUACGGUCGAAGGAGGUCGGCUUCGGGGGCGUCUCUUUUUGGCGGCGAGCGAAGUCGCGCUUUGGAUAAAGCGUCGUACUACCGGCGACAAGUGAAAGCGGUUUGCUUUUUGGUCCUUUUGGGUGUCAUUGGAGGACCCAUGAAUUACGGCAUUCGAGUACUGUACAACCACCUCCUCGAUCUGAGAGAACACCUUGUUGACCAGACCUCGGCCUAUGUGUGGCAGCUCGCUAUCUGGGUCGCCCACACUGUGCUUUUCUCGGGACUGGGACUAUUCUUCACCCAAUUGGCGCCAGCUGCUGCCGGGUCCGGGGUUUCUCAGAUGAAAUCGAUCCUCACAGGAAUCGAUCCACGCAUGUACCUCCCUGGGUACUUUGACUUCCCCACUUUUUUGGCCAAAGUUGUCGGUUUGGUCUGCUCUGUUGGUGCCGGUCUGAUCGUGGGCACAGAAGGAGCGUAUGUACACAUCAUGUCGAUCGUCACUCACCACUUGCUGAAAACACCAAUGUUCAAGGGACUCAGCGUGCACCUUAAUGGUCGACUUCAACUGCUUGCUGCGGCAUGUGCAGUUGGUGUCUCGUCGUUGUUUUCGUCGCCUAUAGGUGGCGUGCUUUUCUCCUUGGAAGUAACGUCGACGUACUACCUCACGUCCAACUACAUCAAAGCCUUCAUAAGCGCCGUAUCAGGAGCAGUGAUGCUACGCUUGACGCUGGUGCUGGCCAGCAGUGAAGCUAACCUUGCGACGGAGGCAGUGUUGAGGACGCAAUUCCCACCCAGUCCGUUUAGUAUUUGGGAAAUCCCUCUUUACAUUCUUCUCGGUGCGCUACUCGGACUGAUUUGCACCGUGAUGAUGUGGUUCUUGCGCAAAGUUGCCGAGCGCAGAAGUGCACUUCGAAAGGCCUCGCAAACGUGGAAAAAAGUGCUUGUCACGUGGAUUGACCCGCUUGUCGUAUCGACACUGACGGCUGUACUGACUUUCGUGCCUGGCAAAUAUGCUCGCCAUAGCUCCAUGGAUGAUCUCGCCAUUUUGUUCACAGGAGAGGAACUACCGUCAGGAUGGCAGAUGGUGUCCAAAUACUACACGCUUUCAAUUCUGUCUGCUGUGUUCAUUUUCUUGCUGCCGCUGUGCAUCACUUUGAAGAUCCCCACUGGAAUCUGGGUGCCAACAUUUAUUGCCGGCGCUGCAUUGGGCCGCAUGUUUGGAGAACUGGUCACAUCGUUGUUUCCGAGCUUGGAUGCCAUUCCUGGCACGUACGCGCUAGCUGGGGCAGCAGCGUUCGGGUCUGCUGCAACUCGGGCAGUUUCCGUUGCAGUCAUCACGCUAGAGAUUACGACAGCAAUGUCGAUGACGCUUCCGCUCUUUUGUGCAUCGCUGGCGGCAAUCGCAGUGUCAAGCCUGUUCAAAGAAAAAUCCGUCUACGACACGCUGCUAGUGGUAAACGGGAUGCCGUUCCUACCUUUCAUCGACUUUGAACCAACGAUGAUUGCAGCUGACGUCGUGGAGCCGUGCUUGGUUUACAUCCAUAAGCGGACAACGAUCGCUCGGAUCCUGCUUGCACUCCAGCGUCUGCCACACCACGAGAUUCCGGUCGUUCAGGACGAAGGGUCGAUGAUUUUGUUAGGUGUCGUAAGUGGCUCACAGUUGCGAAGGUUUGUGAGGAACUACUACCAGGCAAACAACCUCGGUGCUGUUGACGAAGAUCUUGGUGAAAAGCCGAAGAAGAAUCCGUCUUUGAUGUCAUGGGUGACUGUGAAGGAAAGGCUCACGCAUCACACUUUGACCGACAACAGCGGCGGCUUUAACGGGAUCGGUUCCAUCGACGUCACGUACAACGCUUUGUCGACGCAGAUGCCCCACGUGAUCGGUGCUGGGGCCUCACUUCCGUUCUUGAUGGACGACUCCAAGAUGCUAGGACUGUUGAACGAUGCUUGGGACGCCACCAAAGCUGAAAAACUCAAUCGCACCGUAAAAAUCACGGAGGGGCGGAUCUGUAUCAUCCGCCCCAUGGCGAUGACCAUCUCCAGCAAUACGCCUCUCGACGAUCUUCACAUGAUCUUUACAAUGCUACGAUGUGACCACUGCUUCGUGUGCGACUAUGGAGCUCUGGAAGGUGUGGUCACCACCAAAGGACUGUUACGCUCCGGGAAGUUUACGGACUCCACGUAG